This is a messenger RNA of Hippopotamus amphibius kiboko, 3117 nucleotides long. It is a transcript of the gene TMC4, whose product is annotated as transmembrane channel like 4. The record is from RefSeq and is a predicted model, not a curated record. Gene Ontology annotation, molecular function: mechanosensitive monoatomic ion channel activity. Bases 744 to 2714 code for a protein of 656 amino acids. The transcript is spliced from 13 exons. Lineage: Eukaryota; Metazoa; Chordata; Mammalia; Artiodactyla; Hippopotamidae. Gene Ontology annotation, cellular component: plasma membrane.
GGAAGGGCAGGUCCAACCCCCCUGGUUGGCAGAAGUCCUGGGGGAGGCGGAGAACAGAGGUCUGACUUCUGGGGCCGCAAGGCAGAGGGGGAGGGGCUUCGGGUCCCGGGUCUCUGGGGAAGAAGGGACCUAGAGGCAGGGACUUCUGGGUCCAGGGGAGGAGUUUGGAGACCUGGAGUCUUGGAGGAGAGGGCUAGGGGCUGGAAUAUCAGGAUAUCUGAGGAAUGGGAGGGGCCCAGGUCAUAAACUGAAUUAGAGUGAAAAGGAAGUGGAGGAGCAGACUCAACCCUGGGGUAGGAGGGGCCACGCUCGGUGCUUGGCAGGGCUUUGGGGGUAGGACUGGGGGUUCCAAACUCCCGGAUCUGAGGGAGGAGGGGCCUGGACUAGGAUGGAGGGAGGAGGAGAGGCUAGGAAUCCUGAGUCUCAGGGAGGAGGGACCCGGGGCCUGGACUCCAGGUCUGAGGGAGGAGGGGCUGGGGGCUGGACCCCUGGGUCUCAGGGAGAAGGGGCCGGGGACUGGACCCCUGGGCCCUCCCAGCCGCCUGUCCUCCUGCCCCAGGAGCAUCACUGUCCUCUGUGCUGAAUGAGCUCCCCAGCACUGCUACCCUUCGGUACCGAGGCCCUGGGGUGCUGCCCUGGGGGGCCCUGGAGGAAGAGGAGGAGGAUGGACAGAAGAACAUCCAGUCUUUCGCAGAAGCCACACGAAAGGAACUGCAGGAACCUGGCCCUUCCCGGGAACUGCCAUGGCCCAUGCAGGCCAGGAGGGUGCACAGAGCCUUGCCAGGAACCAGGUGGCUCAGGGCUCGUGGUCCAGGGCAGCCGCCUGGACUCUGCUGCUUCGGAGGUCCAAGGAGAAGGUGCGGGGAGGCCUGAGCUCCGUGCAGCCCUGGGAGUGGACGCUGAAGAGGAUCGGGGGUACCGUGGGCUUUGGGCCGGCAUCUUGGGACGGGACUGAACCCCUGUGUCUGAGGGAGGAGGGGCCUGGGACCACCAGACUCAGAAAGGAGCCCGCGGCCUCUCUGCUGCCCCCUGCAGGCCAGUUUGGCUCCGGCACCAAGUCUUACUUCUCGCUGCUGCGCUUCCUGCUGCUUCUCAACGUGCUGGCCUCCGUGCUCAUCGCCUGCAUGAUUCUGCUGCCCACCUGGUUGGAAGGGGCUCCCCCUGGUCCCCCUGCCCCUAAUGCCUCCUCGCCCUGCGGCUCCUACAACCCCGGCUCCCAGGGCCUGGUCACCUUCCCCACCGAGCUCUUCAACUUGCUCUCCGGAGAGGGUUUUCUAGAAUGGUCUCCUGUCUUCUAUGGGUUCUACCCACCCCGCCCACACCUGGCCAUCACCUACCUGUGUUCCACCUUUGCCAUUGGCCUCCUCUACCUGCUGCUCAUCCUGCACCGCUCGGUGUCUGGGCUGAAGCAGACGUUGUUGGCUGAGUCAGGAGCCGUUACCAGCUACAGCCACCGGGUGUUCUCCGCCUGGGACUUUGGCCUCAGCGGGGAGGUCCACGUACGGCUGCGCCAGCGCAACAUCCUAUUUGAGCUGCAGGUGGAGCUGGAGGAAGCGGCGGUGAGGCGCCAGGCUGCGGUGCGGACCCUGGGCCAACAAGCCAGGGUGUGGUCGGUGCGGGCGCUGCUCAACCUGGUGGUGGUCGCGCUCCUCGGGGCAGCCUUCUACGGCGUCUACCGGGCCACAGGGGCCACUGUGGAGCUGCAGGAGAAGCCUCUUAUCCAGCGGAUGCCACUGCUGAAGCUCGUGGUGGAUUACCUUCCGUCCAUCUUCAUCUCCGGGGUCAACUUCGUGCUGCCACCGGUGUUCAAGCUCAUUGCCCCACUGGAGGGCUAUACCAGAAGCCGCCAGAUUGUUUUUAUACUGCUCAGGACAGUGUUCCUCCGCCUGGCCUCCCUGCUGGUCCUGCUCGUCUCUCUCUGGAAUCAGAUCACUUGCAGGGGUGAUGUGGACCCUGAGAAGUGCAAAACCUGUGGCUACAAUUACGAAGAACUUCCGUGCUGGGAGACUCGCCUGGGCCAGGAGAUGUAUAAACUCCUGCUGUUUGAUCUUCUGACCAGCCUGGCAGUCACGCUGCUCAUCCAGUUUCCUCGGAAGCUGCUCUGUGGCCUCUGUCCCGGGGCGCUGGGUCGUUUUGCGGGGACCCUGGAGUUCCAGGUGCCUGACGAAGUGCUGGGGCUCAUCUACGGACAGACGGUGGUCUGGGUGGGGAGUUUUUUCUGCCCUUUAUUGCCUUUGCUCAACACCGCCAAGUUCCUGCUGCUUUUCUAUUUGAAGAAGAUCACCCUCUUCUCCACCUGCUCGCCGGCCUCCCGCACCUUUCGGGCCUCUACUGUGAAUUUCUUUUUCCCUCUGGUCCUUCUCCUGGGUCUGGCCAUCUCCGCCGUUCCUGUGCUUUAUAGCAUCUUCCUGAUACCACCUUCUAAGCUGUGUGGUCCAUUCCGGGGGCAGUCGACCAUCUGGGCCGAGAUCCCCGAGUCUAUUUGCAAGCUCCCUCAGACUGCCCAGAAAUUUCUCUUCUUCCUGGGAACCCAGGCUUUUGCUGUGCCCCUUCUGCUGAUCUCCAGCAUCCUGAUGGCGUAUACCGUGGCCCUGGCUAACUCAUAUGGACGCCUCAUCUCUGAACUCAAACGCCAGAUAGAGACGGAGGCGCAGAAUAAAGUCUUCCUGGCACAGCGCGUUGUGGCGCUGAGCUCGGCCAGCAGAGCUCUUUGACGUCUCCUACCUGGCUCAGGGUGACGUCCCACUUUCAGACCCAGACCUGCCCCCAGCGCGUUUGUAAGCCUCGGCCACAUCAUUUGGAAAAUGAGAGAACUGGAGGGGCCCCAAGCUUUUCCAGCCCUGGGACUCACUGCUAAGUCCCCGACUCUCCAGUGAACCUCUUUCUAGUAUCAAUAAACACAGCGGAGGCUACUGAGCCUUUCUGAAACUCGCGUCCGGAAGCCGGGGACAAGGCUUCAGCGGGACAUAAGUCAAUCAAAUAUGUUUACCUGUGGGUUGGCGCGAAGGGUUCUUCCGCGAGAGAACCAGGGCGUGUCAGCCAAUCACUGGCUGCGUUCAGUAGCGUAAGGGCGGGGACACUUGUGAUUGACUCAGAAUCUUGAUAAGAGGCGGUCGC